ACGCCGCGAGGUCUUCUUCGGGAUUUCGAUUCCAAAUCACGGAAGCCCUAGAUGAACGAAAGGGGAGCCGCAAAUUUUGAGAUCAAAAUAAUCUCUUGAUUCUAGUUCUCCAUCUGAUCUUGCGGACGAAGCAGAAGCAGCGGUAACUCCUACUCUACCGAUCAAUAUUUUUCUCCUUCAAAAGAUGAUGCGAACAUCUGCUGUUAGUAAAUUAUUCGGUCUGAGUUCCUCAAUUGAGACCAUAAGCCAUCAGUUUAUCCAAAGAUGCUCAGUUAGUGGAACUGCAAAAGGUAAAGGAAAGGUGAAAGGCGGCCAAGUAUUGAAGCGGUCAAAAGUUACAAUCAAGAAAGGAGGGAAACCAGCAACAACCGAAACUGUGGAAAAAUACAGGGAAGAUAGUGAAAAAGGAAGGUUCAAUAAAAUGCUGGACGAAUGUUUGAAUACUCAAGCUCCCAUCAGGCACUUGAAGCCAAAAGAAGUAAAAAGGGAAGCCGAAAGAGAGAAGAUGGGAUUGAUUAGCAAAGCUAGGGCUCAAGAGAUCGAUAAGCUGAAAAAGAUGAAGAAAUCAGCGGCUGAAUCUCCAUCUGUUAUGGGAACUCCAGGUCUGGAUUAUAUUUCGUUAGGGCUGGUUGAUGCUGAUAAGAUUCCCAAGUAUGAGAUAACUGUAGAAGAUGGUAAGCGGUUGGCGAAGGAGUAUAGUAGGGUUAUGAUGAGAAAACAUAGGGCUAGACAGGCAGCUGAGUCGAAUCUGUUGAGGAUGAAGAAAGAAGCCAUUGAAGCUUUGCCCGAGAAUUUGAAAGUUGCUGCUUUGGUGCCUGAUCUUACGCCAUUUCCGGCUAAUAGAUUUAUGGCAACUUUAACACCUCCUAUUGAAGGAUACUAUGAGAAGAUGAAGGAAGCUGCCAAUAGAAGCUCAGGAAAACAAAAGCUUAGAUGAUCAUCAUCACAUUCAGAGGUUAGAAAUUUUAAUAAUAAUUUUCUUUCAUGCUAAUGAUUUCUUGCAAGUAUGCAAUUCCUGCCAUCUUUAAUUUCAUCGAAAAGCAUCAUGCUCCAAACAUUGUGACAAUUGUGAUAAUGAUCAUUUCAAACUUGUAAUGGAAUUAUUUAA
Molecule: messenger RNA, 1108 nt
Organism: Impatiens glandulifera
Lineage: Eukaryota; Viridiplantae; Streptophyta; Magnoliopsida; Ericales; Balsaminaceae
Exons: 2
Coding region: 185-937 (250 amino acids)
Cellular component (GO): mitochondrial ribosome; mitochondrial large ribosomal subunit
Source: RefSeq, a predicted model, not a curated record